AUGUCCAGCGACAAAGAGACACAACGGCGCCAGAACACUGGCUUGUCAAGCCUGCCAAGUGCCGUUCUCCACGUCAUUCUUCGAGCGACCGAGCACGGAGAGGAUGUUGCCGCCUUGCUCAGCGCACUGCCGCCGUUGACGCUACCACCUGAGCUGGUUGCACUCCGAGACCUCGGUGCCGUUGUCGACCUCGCUCACCACUGGCCGGUCGUGCGCGUGACCGAGAUUCCCAUCGAGCAUGCGCACCUUGGUGUGGCAGCGCUACCUGCGCUACAAGGCCUUUACAUUGAACCUGGUUUUGCCGCGCUUGCGUGGCUGGAUGCCACCUUGCCGCCAACAAUACCCGUGGCGCUCGUCGUGGACCCGACUGUCUCGGGCGUGCUCAGCGCCUUUGCGUACAAAUGGGGCGAUCGCAUUACCCAUGUCAUUAUCAAGGAUCAUGAGGUGCACCCAGACCCGAUCCCCGACAUCCUCGGACGCUGCGUCACCGUCUCGCAUGCUGCGAUCGAGAGCACCAAGACUCAAGUCGCCGCAGCUGCGUACUUGGCGGUCCUUCCGAUGCAUCACUUGUCUGUGCUCGAGGUGAGUGCCGCCAAGGCACAGCUGGACGCAUUGGACGUCGCCGCCAUUGCUUUCUGGCUUCAGGGACCCAGUGCUACGUCGUUCUCUCUCGCCUGCACCUCUGUGAGUGACCCGACGGCGCUGGCGAGCGCGAUCCAAGCGAGUUCAACACUCUCUUUGUUGACGCUGGACGGUGUUUUGGACGUCCAGGCGGCGUUGGUGACAUUGCCAUCGACCUUGCACCACAUUACCGCGCUCUCGUUGCGCCAAUCGUCAGGUCUGUAUGACGUGCCCACGCAUGUCCUCCUUGGAAAGCUCGAUCGAACCAAGGUCGUCUCGUUUGCACUCGAAAACAACAAUGCUCAAGCGGUUCGCUUGCACGAUGUCGCCAGCGUCUUUAUGACGUGCCCCUCGCUCGAAUCCGUGCAGCUUGUCAACUGGAGACUUCCAGCGGUGUCGACAACUGGUGGUGCUUGUCCAUGCCUUGCUAGCUUCACGCUGCGCCAAGUUCAAUUUGAUGGCGUGGAGAGCAUGUCCAAGAUGAUGCGCUGGCUCUCGACGUCGCGCUGCCUCGCGUCGGUGGACUUUAGUUACACGCGCCUUGGGACGAAGGACAUCUUGGAGCUGGCACGGGCGCUACCUCUCUGGAUGGCUUCUGGACUCAAGGAGCUGCAGCUUGCUGCGACGGGGCUCGGAAACGUUGACAUGACCGUCUUUGUUGUCGCCCUCGCCGCGGGUCGCAACCGAUGGCGACUGACGAUUGACAUGUCCAGAAAUGAUUUCGCGAUAGAAGCGGUGUCGGUGCUACUGACAACGCUGGGGGCCUGCCGCGACGUCGCGCUGGUUUUCGGCUCAACUUCGUUUGUUUCGCCUACAGCCUUAGACCUCGUGCAGGAGCACAAGCUCGAACAACCUGUGAAAGGCACGUAUACGUCGCCACCUCGCACCUCGUCGCCGUGGCAUGCACACUAA
This is a messenger RNA of Saprolegnia parasitica CBS 223.65, 1533 nucleotides long. RefSeq lists its product as hypothetical. The coding region runs from base 1 to 1533 and encodes 510 amino acids. The record is from RefSeq and is a predicted model, not a curated record. Lineage: Eukaryota; Oomycota; Saprolegniomycetes; Saprolegniales; Saprolegniaceae. The transcript has a single exon.